UUACAAUUCUUGUUCAAAACUCAAUUUUUUCCAUACGUUGAGUGUAGCCUUCUCUAAAUCAGCGUUGAUUCUCAUCAAUAUCGUUAAUUUCGUUGGGUUAUCAUCUACUAGAUAGAAUGCUGUUUGCUCCUAGUUGAUCCAUAAUUUGUUCAGAAAACAGAAUCAUCUUUUAGUCAUUCCUAGAGAAUUCUAAGUUUGUAAAGAUGUAAUUUAUAUGCUUAAUGAAUUUGUGCUAGUGGCGAUUGGCUAAUUUCAACAUUAUAUAUAUGCUUCAUAGAGAUAUUAGGAUUGAAUAGAUCUAUUUUGAUAUCUCAACUAAGAGCAGUUUCUCUCUUAGCACUUAUUUUUCUUACACUUCUGUUUCCUUAAAUUCUUUUUGUAUUUUACUCACAGUAAAUACUUUAUGAUAUUCGCGUGUUAAAGAUAGUCGGUGAAACAAUACUACCUUUUUUAAUCCACUCUCUUGACUAUUUUUUCCUUUUAGGAUUACGGUCGUGGAUCCAGGUUUCAUCACGGGAUAUGAAUCGAAGCUGAAAAUCCAACUCAUUUUGCUUAAAUCGCGCGAGAAAUGUUUAUUUGAAUGCGCUUUUUGUCCAAAGUAUAUACCAUCUGAUAAUUCGCAAUUAGCUGCAGCUUGGAAAAUCACUUACUACUACUACUUACAUCCGAUCUGUUAUUAGAAUGACAGGUAAAUGAUCUCAAGCGUGGAGCGCAAUGUCAUCCAAACCGGAGACAACAGACUGAUGAAUUUGUUAAUACGAGGUUCGGAUUACAUACCUAAUAUGGACUUGAAUUGUACGAGUUUUCUUCUUGAUGCCGGUGUCGUCAUUAGGCAUGUAGAACCAAGAAUAUUUGACAAAGAAGAAAACAGGAUUCACCCUGGAUACAGAGAUGACCGUUGUUGUUUUGACGUUGCAGAAGAGGACUCCGAUCAUGAACUUUCUAGAAGAACGGUUGAAUGUGGCCCAGGCUAUUGUAGUGAUUUAAAUAAUAAGAUUGAAAACAGUAAUGUCUCCCGAGGCAACUAUGUUAUCUGUGAUUGUUUAUAUUGUGAAAAACACUGUACCCAAUUUAGUUAUUUGUUAAUAUUAAGUCUAUGGAAAAUAUUUAUGUGCCUAUAUAAAAGUCAAUGGUCAAUUGUAAAGAGGAACUCGCAUUCGAGUGGGAUUUUGCUUAUUGCCGUGUUGUUGAUGUCUUUCGCAAAAGUAAACGGUUUCAACGAUGAGUUCGAUAAAAAGGAACAAUUGAUGGAUAAAAUUAAUUUGGAACAAAGCAUCGCUGCCGUUUUCAAUAAAGUAGCUUAUGGAAGCACUACUAAACGUUCUAUACCCGAUAACGUUUAUCCUGUGACAACUUUAGUCACUCCAUUAUUAACGACUUAUCGAUAUAUUAAUGGUAACGACGAAUGGUUGAGGGUAGACACUAUUCCCGAUAGAUCCAACGUCGAAUUUGAACAACCCGAUUUCGAAAGCGAGAAUAGUAGACGAGAUUUGGAUAUCGGAUACGGUGCAGACCUUGAAAAGGAUCACGCUCUACCUACAUCAGCUCCUGCUGCUGAUAUUCUUAAAAACAAUAAUAAUAAACAUUACAACAAUCCCAACAGAUACAACAAUGAUCGAUUAAAACCCGAUUUUAAUUUAAAUAAUAAUAAUGCCGAACAAGUUACUGAAAAUAUUUAUAAAACCACUACUUCAUAUAAUCUUCUGAAGAAUGUCAGACCGACAAAAUCCAUUUAUGGCAAAGAACCACCUAGUUACGUUCCACCAAGUCGAUCAUUUUUCACUCCUCCGCUCCCCCCAGAAUACCAAAAUCCUUUUGCGGACAAACCUACCUUAAGAGGCACAAACUCAGAUAGCUAUGCUAAUCGCAGACCUAUUCCUCCACCCAGUCUGAUGCCUACUAAAGACAGAAUACCUUUUAGGCCAGAUUUACCUAAAGUAAAUGUGGAAAAAGUACCUGAAAGACCAAAUGUCAAUAAUAAUGAGCAGUAUCGUCCUCCUAAUCCAAAUCAUAGUUCGCCAGAGAAGAACGAAAAGAAAAAAUCACUAAAUACCCCUUCUCACAAUGUAAGAGUAGGUGAAUUCCAUGGACAUAAUAGAAAUUUGUCCGAAAGUAAUUUUGAGUACGAAAAAAUACCUGCAAUACCUGCCAUUACAAGAAUUUUAAGUGGAUCCAAUGGUAGACACGAAGACAUUUCUGACAUACUUCUAAGAACUGUUACUGCAACACCUAAUCUUCAACAUUUUGAACCAAAAAUAACUAAAACAAGAAUUCCACCAGUAGAACCGAGUUCAAAAGUAGGUGAUACAAGCGAAAUUGAAUAUACGAAGCCAAAACUAGAAGACACAAAAAAUGAUGAAAAUAAUUCAAAAAAGGAUUUUAAUCAAGAUAACGGCCCACCUGAUCGUUCAGAAAGUGUAACUAUAAAAAAGGAUAACACAAUAUCCGAAAAGAAAAAUAAUCCAGAGGAUGUAACUACACAAAUGUCAGAUGUACUUAAUCUGCCCAACGUCAAAGAAAAAGAUUUGAACAAAGAGAUGAAUGUUACUAUAGCUAAAUCCGAUGAGAUAUGGUUAAUAUGUUGGAACGUUCAUGUUUAUUUGGUUGUGUUUGGAUACAUAUUAUUAGCUACGUUUUCCAUUUUUAAAUUAAUUCGUUACGAAAACGAUCCACAUAUGUUCUCUAAGAGUUAUUUUCUUACAAUACACUUGAUGCUAACUGUAAUAUGCGUGUUACGUAUAUUCUAUUUGGUGUACGAUCCUUACAAUCUAUACAAUUCUUUUAACAUUUUUCUUUACGAUUUUCUUCACAAUUUUCCGUUAAGUCUUCUUGCAACUACUUUUGCUGUAUUGAUACUGUUUUUAUUAAAAAGGACUUUAACGCAUCUUGAGAUUAAAACACGCCCUGUAUUUCUAAUAGCAGUAGCGCUACUUCAUAUAGCUCUUUGCUUCUGUGUAAGUAUUGUAGAAACCCUGGGUUAUUUCGAUAAAGCCAGUUUAACUGUUUGCAAACCUUCCUUCGUACUGCUGGCUUGGGCUCUCGGUUUCAGUUAUCUCUAUUUGUAUAAAAUCAUUAAAAAUGUUCUUGCAAAGAAAAGUCAAAACUUAUCUGAAAUGUGUACUCAAAAUAUUUCUUACGCUAGUCAUAUUACUAUAGCUGUUGCUCUUUUAUUCAUACUUUUAGGACUUGUUCAAGUUUACGCGCUUUUCUUCAUUAAAGUAGAUCGUUUUAACAAAGAAAUUAAACACCAUUGGAUACUUUGGAGUUUCGAACUGUCUGUUAGAUUAAUAGAAAUUUCCAUUAUAACUUUACUAGCUAUUGUAGUUAGUUUGAAAAUGUCUCAAAGAGAAAAACAGUCGACUGGUGGUUUCCCUCUAUUCCCUUGUACGACAAGCGAUUCAAGUACCGAUAAUAUUUACCCAAAUAAUUGCAAUACUAACCCUAAUGCAUUGAACUAUAGUAGACAAGAAAUGAUUAUGGAUAAUAUUCCUACAGAACCUAUAGAAAGACCAAAUUUACUGAAAAACGCUUUCCAAAAUGAUUCAUUCGAUAAAAAAUCCACGUUAGAAAGGUAUCAAAGCGAUAGUGAACGAAGUAGUAAUUUCGAUAGAUUUGAACGGCCGAAAUGGGGAUCGGAUAGAUUUGAUUCUCGACAAAACGUGGACGGAUCUAGUUUGAGUAAUUUCACACAACCGAAUUCGGGUAAUUUCGAAAGAGGUGCACACAAUUCUGUUCAAAAUUCUUUGAGAAAUGAAAGGUCUUCAGGCAGAAAGGCCUACGAUUCAGCUAAAUACUAUGUUAAACCUAAAUAUGAUAUAGAAUAUAAUAACGAGGAUUACGAACAGGAUAUGUUUGGAAAUAAUUCGGAAAGGAAUAUAUACAGCGAACCCGUCGAUAAUCCUAAUUCGCAUCAAUAUGAAAGAACAAGACACGAAUUCGAACGAUCUGAUUUCGACCGGCGUUCAAGAAACAGUUCGAAUACUUCGGGUCGUAGAUCGACAGGGAGAGCGCGCAAAAACCAUCCAAGGCCACACCUCGGAGUUCAAACAUUACCGAAUCACGACAGGCAUCAAAUGCAAGAUUCAAUGUUGGUAGAUGAGCAAGGCUUCGUUAGAUUUAGGCACAUGCAGGAAGAACUGGACAAACCUAAAAAAAUUAUACGCCAAAUUAGUGAUCAAAACCACUAUAGUGAUGCGUAACUCUACGUUAGAGCUAAGCAGAAACGCACAGACGGUGAGGUAUUUUUGUAAGACAGCUAGUUGAGUACAGGAUGUUGUUUAUUGACUGGUAAAAAUCGGUUAUCUUGAAUGAUUUGAUCAGUCUAAUCAAAUUUCACAGGUGACUGUAAAUAUUUAUUUAUUUUUUAUAAACUAACCUGUACUUAGCAGUUUAAAUAAAAUAGCUCCAAGAAUUAAGUACGUAGAAAAAUAUCAUUUUCUGUGUGUUUCUUUCCUUAGCUCGUUGAUCGGAAUCUGAAAGUCAAAAUUUAUAUAUUUUGGCCUAAAAUUUCUAGCCUUUAUAGAAUAUACGGAGCCAAAAUGGUAGAUUGAGAUAAUAAAUUGCCAUGAUAUUUUCCAAGUAUUAUACCCCAGAUAUGAAAUUUUUUUAAGAAAGAAUGAUGCGAAAACUAUCAAAUUAGUUCCAUAUACAAAUUAAAGGAACCGAAAAUUUCACACACAAUCGUGGUAUAGGUAAUAAUUCACGUUUUUUAAUGUAAUAAAUUCAACUUUUCCAAAACGGUUGAGUAGAUGUAUAAACAAAAAUCUUGAACAUAUUUUUUGGAUGAUAGAAUAUCUUUUUAUUUCUAUUUUAUCUCAUAUUAAAUAAGCUGAAAUAUCAAUACUGAGAAAAUAUUUUAAUGUAAAUUCUUGAGUUUAGCCUUUUAAAUAAAGUUUCAGAUAAAUUGUUGCGUAAAUUGUUGAAAUAAAUCAAUAAAGUAGUUUCUACACAGUAUUUUAAGUAAUUCUUAAAAAUAUCGAUAGUAAAAAUUUCAGAAUAAUGCUUUUCAUAAUAAAAAGUUAGAAAGUCAGAAAUAUUACAGGACCAAUAAAACAACAGUAUUACCAUUAAGAUGAAAUAGUGUAUAACUAUUUCAAAAUCCGCUUGACAUGGAGCAAGACAACGUGCAAUUUCUUGUCAAAAUAUAGCAUAUGAAUAAUGUCUCAUGUCUUAUGUCUCAUCACCUUCUCCGUAUUUUGUCAAGAAACUCCAAAGCUGCACCUAUUCGGCAAGAUUUGUGAUUGUCAGUCAACAUUGAUGAAACCCAACGAGCGCAACUGAUUAGUAACGAUAGAGUAUAGGGCAUAUCCGGAAAUUGUAUCGAUAAUUCACUUAUGGCGAAACUUCGAGUUUCCCUAAUCGUUUGGUCAACUUGCUAAAUAAUGUCGUCUGUAGUGAUAGACUUGCGUCCUUGAACCCCUUCAUCAUAAAUAUCAUUUCGGUCAUCUUUAAAUUUUCGACACCACGAAGAACGCCACUCAUAUAGGUGACUCCAUACACUCGACUCAUUCUUCAAUGGAUUUCCACUGCACCCCUUUCCUUCACAACUCGCAAUUCACACUUGGUGGGAGGAUCAAUACCAACAGUCAUGUUUAUGAGGCAGCGAUUAAACGGGAUAUAACGUGUUGGAAUCGCGUUUGAGUGGGGAAGAUGAGCAGUAGGGUGAUACAUUUCCGAGAAAAAUUUUUUUCCGGUGCUCAAGCAAAAUAUUAGUCUACAUAUAGAAAAAAAAUACUCACAAAGUUUAAGCUCUUAAUAUCAGUUUUAAGUACUGUAAGAGUCGUUAAAGUACACAAACCAAAACUUGAUUUAGGUAUAAAUCCGAAAAUUCGUCUGUAAAUAACAAAAAUACAAAAUUAUGGAUCCAUUGAUAGCCAAAACAACAAUCGUUCACUCUAUAGUGACGUCACUCGCAGCUGAUUGGUGCAAUGUUUUUUUACCUGACAAACUACUUAAAUUAACGAAUUUCGUUAUUAAAAUGAUCGCUUUUAACAAAUAAUGUGAAAAAACAUGUAAGUUUUAGGAUUUUUUGAGAUUUCUUAGAUGAGUAAAAAUAAAAAUAAAUUUAUUUCUGAUUACUGUCAAAUACCUUUUAGAAAUCCGAUAUCUUACAUUUAUUGAUCAGCUGAAUUCCACCUGCGCAUGCUUUUUAUCAAGAUAUAUUGCGUCUUGAAUUGCAUGUUGUCUUCUUCCAAGUCGUAAUCAAUAAUAAUGUAUAUUACAUCAAAUGAUAAACGACUUGUUUAAUUACUUUUCAUUUUUUUGUAAUAUUUUUGAAAUUUUUUGUUUCUUGAAAUGUUCUAGUUCUGUUUGAUUUGGUUAUAUUUUUCCAAGAAUAUAGUUAACUAGACUUUAAGAGUUUCUUAAAUUAUUUUUUCCCUAUUGUUUAAUGGAAAACCUAGUUUUUUCCAGUACAUCACUUUUGAAAAUACUCGUGUGCUCAUACUAGUCAAUACAUUAUUUUUAUUUUAGCUUGUCUAGCAUUCGUAAUUUAGUUAAUCUAUUAGGCCAGUAGUGCAAUGAAAACGUAUCUAGAUUUUGUUACAUAGUAGAUUUAACAUACGUCAUACUACUAACUGGCAAUAGUUGGUUUGUACAUUUUCCAUUGUGCGUUCUAAAACAAAUACAAAUACAAAGUUUGAUAGAAGCUUACAGUGUGAAUCAAUAUAUACUCAUUAUAAAAUAAAAAUAUAAAUUGGGCGAUUUUUAUACAUCUGAUUGCAAAAAACUUUCCUAUGACUAGACUAAAAGAUUUGAAAACAGUUGUCCGAAGAUUUCAACAUGAAUAUUUAUGGACAGAAGAACAAUACGGCAACCAAAAGAACAUAUCUUUUCACUUAUGUAAGUGUUUAAUUCCACUGUCUGUAGAAAAUGUGUUUACUCAUAUAUACUGUUAGUAACGUCAGAGUAAAGGUUAAUGUCAAAUGGUUGUGUUAAUCAUUUUUUCUUAAAGAUGCAUUUAGUUUCUGGGGUAGUAAGUAUUUUGAAUGUUAAAGUUUACAAUUGUUUUUAUUGUGAUGUCUGCAGUACUGUACUAAAAACUAUCCUUUUUAAAUAUAUAUAUUUUAUUUAUGGCUCCAGUUGAAACUUGGUAUUGACUAUUAUUCAUACUCACAAGUUAUAUUCUCAUUGAAAUGAAGAAUUGUGUUUCUAUUUUCGUAAUAUAAAUCUCAUAUAUAAUGAUUAGUUUAUGUUUGAAGCUUUGUCUUGUAGAUAUUCGCUAUUUCAGAAUAUUUUAUAAUUAAUUUUUUUUGUUUACUUUUAUUUUACAAUUCAACUUAUUUAGCAAUUGUAUGUAUUCUGUUUUAUUUACUUAAUUUAUACCAAAAAUAUUUCCCAUACUUCAAGCUACCAUUACAAUUGUCCGUUUAUAAUGUCGCUCAUUAGAUGAAAAUAGUUUAAAUUUUUUAAAAUGGCGCAGUACAUUUCAAAAAAAGCUAAUAUUUCACUGAUUGUAACCAGUGGCGGAUUUACUUCACUUUACUUUCACAAUUAUUACACUUUUCUUCAAUAAAAUUUUCACUUUAUAACUAAAGAACUAAGAUUUCGUGUAAGAUCUUUGAUUAUUUUCACGGCAAAAAAUUGAUAGAGAACAUUAUUUUAAGCAAAGAAACUAUUCAACAUUCAUAAAUAUAAAGUUCAUAUAACCAGUGAGUAACUUUGAUACAUAUUUGUUAUCACAAUCAAAGUUUAACAACAAUAAAAUGAAUAUUUUUUCUUAAUUAUCUGUUGUGAUGUUUUUAACUUAAACUGUAAUAAAUUUUUGAGGUCCUUAUUCAUUAGAUCUGACUCUAUGGAUAAAAUUAAGCUUGAAAUAAAGUAAAUAGUUCUUCACUCUUUUAAAGCAAGAAAAGCUUCUCUCAACUAAACAAUUUGUCGCUACUGUACAGAGCAAUACGAAAGUACUAUAUCAAAGUUAGAUGCUCUCGCAGAAGCAAAGACAAACUUUCUAAUUAAAUUGAUUCGUUAUUUUGUGCGCAUAAAUAAAGAAAUUUCGGAAAUCGAAUUUGAUGAUUUGCUCAUCAGACCGUUGAUAUAAAGUGGUGAUUGGAUUGUGCAAGUAUUUAGUGACAUGGAGAAAAAACGCACUGCUUACACUGCCACUACACCAACACUUACAAUUAUGCUGUCUGACACGCAUUGAGUUUACCUUCAGUCCCUGAAGACGAUAACUUGGUUAUCGAAACGCGCGUCAGACAGUGUAAAGGUCGAUUCAAAAACUUGACUUUCCGUUUGUCGUUCGCUGGUGACGUUUGACAUAUAACGUUUAUUGCAAAUUCUACCCUUUUCAUAAUCUUGACGUUGCUGCCGUUAACCUAAAAAUUCUGUUAUUCUUUUUGAUGUGCUUUUUGUUUUCGAGAUAUUUUUGUGUUUUUGUUUGUAAUCCAGUAUUUUUGGACGAUAUUACGGAAAAUAAUGAAGAGAAAACAAGCACAUCCAAAAUACCACCAUAAACAAACAAACAGAAAGAGAAAUAACCUCAACAUCACGCUCUAACGUCAUACGUCAAAAUCACGUGACAAACGCAAACGGGUGUGAUUGGUUCUUUUCUGUUGUUAUGAAAGUUGUCACGAACGGCUGACGGCGACCUCAAACGGCAACUAUGAAUGAUCUUAUGCAUUUCAAUGUUUUUAAUUUUGUAACAGCAAACGUCAACGGCAACGGUAAACAGAAAGUCAAGUUUAUGAAUUUGCCUUAAUUGUUGUCUCAGUCAAGUUGAAAUUUAAAUAUGAAUAUCACCAUCGGUUCCAGAAAUUCCAACUUAAUUGACUAAAUAAGUUGAAAACAAAUUUAUUUGGAUAUAAUAACUGCUUUCCAUUUACAUUCAAGUGAAUGAUCCAAUCGUCUGUUAGAGCAAAAAACCCAAUUAGGUCUCACUUGUGAGACUGAAAAGGAACGUACAUUGAACCGAGUUAUGACGUCAAAAGUGAGAAUAAUCUGAGGUUUGGUGUAAAGGGAAAGAACCUUUUGUCACGUAGAAGACCGUUUUUUCCCAGAAAUCAAAAUAACGAUUUUCAACUAGUUAACAUUAGUUAUGUGAUAUACUCGUAUGUAUAACCACUUCUAUUUUUUGGUAAAUUUUCUUCUGAAUUUGUAAAAAAGAUAUUUAGAAGAUGAAGCUUCAUUUUAAAUAAUUUUUGGUAUGUAUAUGUAUAUAUUUUGGAAACUGUGAACAUAAUAUUUGUACUCUUAUUUUAUGCACUUGAUACUUUACAUAUAUCCCGUUUGAAAAGAUAUAUAAUGUAGGUAAAACGACAUUUGAAUUCGAAAAAAAAACUUAUCAGUAUGCUAAUUGGACAAUAAUGAGAAAGACAGAAUAAUUAAAAUAUUUUAAAAUUUAGAAAAGGAUAGUUUGCUAGAAAGUACUACAAUAUCUAUAAAAUACUCUUGCAUCUUCAGUGUUGACUUAUGAAAUAAAGAUUACACUUAUUGUUAGAGUUAGUGUAUCCUGAAAUAUAAUAUGAGAUAAAAUAUAAAUUUGACAAGUAGCAAAACGUGUAUAUUGCAAAUUCUGUAAAUAAUAAUUAGGAUUUAUUAUUUUAAUUUUUUUAUAAUUUUAUACAUUAUUUGUACGAUACAGGGUGUUCGUAUUUAACAGAAACAAAAAAGGCAGCUCUAAUUAUUAUAUGUAGAGAAAUGAAAUGAUGAAUCUCAUUUUCCUAGAUACUUUAUUACAUAAAACCCUGUACGAUGCUUUUAUUUAUAGAACAAAAAUGACUGAAAUUCGUCUAAUUCAUUAUUAUUAACCAAGUGAAGCGGGCUAAAAACUAAUAUUUUAAACUAGAUUUAUUAACCGUCCUUACAUUUUAGGAGGGUAUUUUCGAGAACGAUGUUCAAUACAUCAUUUAGUCUUUUUACAAAUGUGAAAAAUCUUGCUGUGAAAAAAUUUAUUUGAAAAUUACCUCCUUGCAAUUCAUCUUAAAAUAUAGUAAAAACAAUUGAGUUUUGAUACGACUCUCUUAUAAUUUGAUUCAUAUAAAAAAUUGCAUUUAAAGAAAAAGUUUAUCAACUUUUUAUUGACAACAAGAAAAGCGCACUUUAAUGAUCACACAAUAGUAAACUAACCUGGUAUACUUCGGGAAAGUAAGGCCAAAAAAUCAACAUAACAUCAACUUUUUUAAUUGUUUUAGACGUCCCAUCUUUUUAUAAUCUACAACGAAAGGUAACAUCAAUUUUUAAACAGAAAAUCUUGGAAGAAUACCAAAAACAUAUUGUUCAUGUUAUCUAGUACAAUUCUUACUCUUUCGAUUGCAGCAAACUACAUCUUGAAAUUUUAAUGUUUACAAAAAGAACAGCAAUUAGAAAAAAAUAGUCAGUUUACGCCGCUGCUAUUUUGAAUAUUGAAAAUUAAAAUUUUCAAUCUUUUUUCGAUACAUUUCCUUCAUAUUUCCGUAGGUUAUUAAUUCUAUUUCAAUAUUUUAAUUAAACUUGUCUCAAAAACAAGUUUUUAAAUUGGUUAAAAAUUUUCGUAAAACUGAAGGUUCAAAAAAUUUUUUAUAUAGUGUUAUAAGACAUAAGAUUUCUUACAAUUUUGUUAACUAUAAUUAUUUUUGCAAAAACGAAAGAAUUAUCAGUGUAAAAGACUCAAUUUUUGAUUGCGCUUCAGUGGAAAAUGAUCUUGGGUCGACAUGUUUUCGAUUAGUGGGAUUAAAUUCCUUAGGGGAAAAUUGCUGAUAGUUUCCUAACUUUCCCGGUCUAGUAAGCUACAAUUUAAAAAUAAAAAUGCAUAGUACAGAUAGUAAGUCGAGAAAAAUAAAAUCAAAUAACUCAACAACAAACAAUUUGUGAAGUAUAUAAAAAGCGGCUAUCUCUAAAACACAUUCUUGUUGAGUGCGCGAAAGAAAUCGAUAUAACAUCAGUCAUAACCAACUCGAUACUCCCUUACAUCAAGAAUUCAUUGAAGUGUAUCACAGAAAUCUUAUACACAAAAUGUAUCUGUUAUCAUUUUAUCAUUUAUAAAAGUUAUUACAAGAUAAAUAUUUCAUAUGCAAAGGGUUAUUGAGCUGCAACAUCUUAGCAACCCGUACAAUAAAAACUAUUAAAUCGUCUUCAUCUACGUCCUCCACCGAUAUAAUUCCCAUAUUGAAUUGGUCGAAUUGUUGUUGUAUAAAAAUAAUAUUGAUGAAUAAAUGAAGGCUGUAAAUAAAUAACAGAAACUUUUGUCUAUACAUUGAAAGGAAAUGUAACCAAAUUAUUAUUAUAGUAAAUAUCUUCUGUAAUCUAAAGGUAAUACUAAAUUAACUUUCAAUUAUUAUUCUUUUCAGCAAUUUUUUCUCAUAUUGUUUCAACUUGUAGAGAAUUGUUGCAUGUAAUACCACUUCUCUCAAUUAUCGGUGAUAUAUUCCAUAAUUUCGUAUACCACAUGUUUGAACUACCAUAAUCACAGACCUCUACAUUGUGCCAUAUUAAUAAUUAUUCGCUACCGAUUCAUUUAGUCUUUCUGACUUCUACGUACUCCUAGAUCCAUGGCUAGUCCUAAUCAAAUAUCUGUCAUGUACAGGCCUUAAAAUUUAGCACUUUUGAAAUUGCGGUGAUAAAAGGAAACACAUUGGAUGCAAACAAAUAUUUAUUCAAAAUCAUGAAUAUGAAAUGGAAAAUUAUUUGUUGAAAAUAAAGGGGUUAAGUGGUCCCUAUCUCGCCACUGGCAUACCUGAAACCUGGCACUUAGUUUUUCGACAAUGCUUCGACACAUAGCGCUGCGUAUGUUACCCAUAUCUUGUCGAAAUGUAUUGUACUCGACUUUUAAGACAACCCCAUAAAAAUUUUUUUGCUUUCCACCACGCACUAUCUGGUAAACAAUUUUUUAUUUUCAAUUACUGAUUAUCACGAAAAUGUAUGCCAAUUUUGAAUACUGUAACACAGUCUUUUUCACAAUAAAUUUAUUCAUAGCAAGCUGUUAGGCGAAUAAGACUUCUUGUAGAUGUUUUUUGUAUAUAUGUAUGAUUAUAUUGCCAAUAAUUAACUCACUUGCCAUUCGAAUAUUACUGGGUUUAAUAGACUAUUUACCUUAUUUUUGUAUAUUUUCUACAGUAUUAUUCUUUUUACAGUAUUUAUUAUAUUAACGUAUAUAAAUAAGUACGUUUUUAAUUGUGUUUACAACGAAUUUGUUUUGUCUUAUUGAUAUUAGCAAUUCUCGAAUUUUCAUAUUUCAAGCUUUCUUAUAAGUACGGUCGUUUUAUUUGAUUUUGAUGUAAAAGAGGUUUUAACAGUUGCGUUCAUCCAUUAAAAUAAAUUUUUAUAAAUUUUUAUAAAGCUUUAAAUUAUUUUUGUUCAUUUACUGAAAUUGUAUAUAAGUUGGUAUAUUACUUUGUUAUCUUACUAGUCAGGAUAAAAAAUAUAUUGAUUCCGUGAAUAAUAUAUUAGUAAUUAAUAAAAACUCGUAAAUGCUCUGACACGGAGUUAUUGAACUAAAUGAGAAAUAAAGAGAACUGAUGCAAAUAGAGAAGCGAAAAAAAGUUCUAUCUGGUUCUGUAUGAUUCGCUGUACCAAUUUCUUAUGCUGAUUAAUCGAAGGGUUAAGAGACACAGGUAAAAAAAUAUUCUUUGUAUUCAAUGAACAUAUGAGAUUGGACACCUCGAAGCCUAUAUGCUUUUCACAGCCGACCAAUAUUAAAUUUACUGUCAGAAUUGUAGCGAACAAUCAAUGAAAUCAGCAAUAUCUGUUGAUUACAUGUAGUUGAGAGACAAAAAGUACAAUAAUCAAAAAAAUCAUUCUCUUCAUUAGAGAGCAUGAAUACUAACAUGAGUGUUCCAUCGCUUCAAUGGACAGCUGAAGAUGCUAGAUUUAGUAGAGGAUGCAACGUGCUUAUUCUGAUACGUAGAGGACGAUACCUAUAUUCACAUCCUUCGAAGUGUGGGAGGUUAAACUAUUACACCUGCGACCGUACGAAAUAGAAGAUGAAGAUUUUCAACAGCUAGAUCUAUUCCACAUCCUCAACUUUCUAAAAUAUAUGGGACUAAUAGAACAACUGUUAACACUGAGCAUCCCCAGUGCUGUGGCAAGAAAAUGGGACACAAUAGAUCACAGAAAUCAAUACUAUGAUAUGAUAAAUAACUCAUAACAUCAACAAUCAUUUCAUUACCUUGAAUAGUUGCGUCUAUUUUUAAUGUGAAUAAAACUUACUUUUGACUCUCUUAGCCGCUAAAGACGUAGGGUUGUCAGGUUGUAGGUUGUUAGUCAUUUUUUACAUGCCUGGGUCAGUAUUUUUAAACUCCUCAGUUUUCUCUGUUAAGUAAUGUUUUCAAGUUCAUGAAUUAACAAUUUAGACUUUUGCUAUUAACUCCCGACAUAAUAUUAAUAAGCUUGAAUCUAGAAUAAUUUCCUAAUCUUUUUAAACAUAUGCGUUUCCUCAAUAAACCAAAUAUCAAGUCCCUCACACAUUUACAGUAAAUAAAAUGUAAGUUUUGUCACAGGUCAUAAUGCCAAUGAUACCAACCAUUAAAGUAAUAUACAUAUACACAUUCCAGAUCUAAUUUCAUUAUUCUCUACAAUUUUGAAAGGGUUUCUUUCACAGAGAAAAAUGUUCGAAUUAAUCACUAAUUUGAGAAUAAACAUGAUGUAUUGAAUCAUUAUUGUUGAACUGCACAAUUAGCUAAGUAAAAAGUUCCCCACAAUGAGAAAUAUGAAUAAACACUAUAGAUAAAAAUAAUUUCAACUUUAAAAAUUUGUGUAUAUAAAGAAAGUCAAAUCUGAAAUUGUGAAUUGUUUUUAAUUUGUGAAUAAUAUAGAGUUGAAAUACUUUAUUUGGAAGAAUUCUGUAUGGAUUGUUAGAAGACAUUUUCUGUAACGCUGCUGUUGAAAUGUCUGCAUAACAAAUAUGACGACUGUUAUGUAUUCUGAUAUUCGCGUUCGAAAUUUAUGUAACAAGAUAUUAUGUUCUCGCCUCGCUGAAAAUUCGAGUAUUAUUAUAACCGAGAAAAGUUUUAUUAUGAAGUCUUUGAAAUAGUUUCUAUUUUACAUUCCCUACCUAUCUGCUGUUUGUUAAAUGAUAUUCAUGAUCUAAUUGUUUGUUCCUAUGCAACGUACUUAUACAAAUAGCUUUUUAUACAGUUUUUUUUGCCAGUACUUUCUCUGAAAAGCUCUAUUUGUGUAGUAUAGAAGGAAAUGUUUUCUUUUUGGAUGUCUUGCAAAAAAUGUUGUUUUCAAUAUAUGAUGCAAUAUUGCGAUUUUUAAAUCUGUGUCAUUUGUAUAUAGACAAUUUUUAUGUAUUUGAAAGUCGGAAUAUCAAAAGAUUAACUUGUACUAUAUAACUGUAAUAUAUAAACAAAUGAUAAAA
Messenger RNA from Diorhabda sublineata, 14275 nucleotides. RefSeq lists its product as uncharacterized. The transcript has 2 exons. The record is from RefSeq and is a predicted model, not a curated record. Bases 693 to 4199 code for a protein of 1168 amino acids. NCBI's taxonomy places the organism in Eukaryota, Metazoa, Arthropoda, Insecta, Coleoptera, Chrysomelidae.